Diceros bicornis minor is the source of this 2264-nucleotide messenger RNA. RefSeq names its product beta-transducin repeat containing E3 ubiquitin protein ligase (gene BTRC). The transcript has 15 exons. Gene Ontology annotation, molecular function: protein dimerization activity. Bases 78 to 1895 code for a protein of 605 amino acids. The record is from RefSeq and is a predicted model, not a curated record. Lineage: Eukaryota; Metazoa; Chordata; Mammalia; Perissodactyla; Rhinocerotidae.
CGGGAGCUGCGUUGGCUGCGGCCUGGCACCAAGGGGGCGGCCCCGGCGGAGUGCAGACCCAGUGUUCCCCGGCGAUUAUGGACCCGGCCGAGGCGGUGCUGCAGGAGAAAGCGCUCAAGUUUAUGUGCUCUAUGCCCAGGUCUCUGUGGCUGGGCUGCUCCAGCCUGGCGGACAGCAUGCCUUCGCUGCGAUGCCUGUAUAACCCAGGGACUGGCGCACUCACAUCUUUCCAGAAUUCCUCAGAGAGAGAAGACUGUAAUAAUGGCGAACCCCCUAGGAAGAUAAUACCAGAGAAGAAUUCACUUAGACAGACUUACAAUAGCUGUGCCAGACUCUGCUUAAACCAAGAAACAGUAUGUCUAGCAAGCACUGCUAUGAAGACUGAAAAUUGUGUGGCCAAAACAAAACUUACCAAUGGCACUUCCAGUAUGAUUGUGCCCAAGCAACGGAAACUCUCGGCAAGCUAUGAGAAGGAAAAGGAACUGUGUGUCAAAUAUUUUGAGCAGUGGUCAGAGUCCGAUCAAGUGGAAUUUGUGGAACAUCUUAUAUCCCAAAUGUGUCAUUACCAACAUGGGCACAUAAACUCGUAUCUUAAACCUAUGUUGCAGAGGGACUUCAUAACUGCUCUGCCAGCUCGGGGUUUGGAUCACAUUGCUGAGAACAUUCUGUCAUACCUGGAUGCCAAAUCACUAUGUGCUGCUGAACUUGUGUGCAAGGAAUGGUACCGAGUGACAUCUGAUGGCAUGUUAUGGAAGAAGCUCAUUGAGAGAAUGGUCAGGACAGAUUCUCUGUGGAGAGGCCUGGCAGAACGAAGAGGGUGGGGACAGUAUUUAUUCAAAAACAAACCUCCUGAUGGGAAUGCUCCUCCCAACUCUUUUUAUAGAGCACUUUAUCCUAAAAUUAUACAAGACAUUGAGACAAUAGAAUCUAAUUGGAGAUGUGGAAGACACAGUUUACAGAGAAUCCACUGCCGAAGUGAAACAAGCAAAGGAGUUUACUGUUUACAGUAUGAUGAUCAGAAGAUAGUAAGCGGCCUUCGAGACAACACAAUCAAGAUCUGGGAUAAAAGCACAUUGGAAUGCAAGCGAAUUCUCACAGGCCACACCGGUUCUGUCCUGUGUCUCCAGUAUGAUGAGAGGGUGAUCAUAACUGGAUCAUCGGAUUCCACAGUCAGGGUGUGGGAUGUAAAUACAGGUGAAAUGCUAAACACGUUGAUUCACCAUUGUGAAGCAGUUCUGCACUUGCGUUUCAAUAAUGGCAUGAUGGUGACCUGCUCCAAAGACCGUUCCAUUGCUGUGUGGGAUAUGGCCUCCCCAACUGACAUCACCCUCCGGAGGGUGUUAGUUGGACACCGAGCUGCCGUCAAUGUUGUAGACUUUGAUGACAAGUACAUUGUUUCUGCAUCUGGGGAUAGGACUAUAAAGGUAUGGAACACAAGUACUUGUGAGUUUGUCAGGACCUUAAAUGGACACAAACGCGGCAUUGCCUGUUUGCAGUACAGAGACAGGCUGGUUGUGAGUGGCUCGUCUGACAACACUAUCAGAUUAUGGGACAUAGAAUGUGGUGCAUGUUUACGAGUGUUAGAAGGGCAUGAGGAGUUGGUGCGCUGUAUUCGAUUUGAUAACAAGAGGAUAGUCAGUGGGGCCUAUGAUGGAAAAAUUAAAGUGUGGGAUCUUGUAGCUGCUUUGGACCCCCGUGCUCCUGCAGGGACUCUCUGUCUACGGACCCUUGUGGAGCAUUCUGGAAGAGUUUUCCGACUUCAGUUUGAUGAAUUCCAGAUUGUCAGUAGUUCACAUGAUGACACAAUCCUCAUCUGGGACUUCCUAAAUGAUCCAGCUGCCCAAGCUGAACCCCCCCGCUCCCCUUCUCGAACAUACACCUAUAUCUCGAGAUAAAUAAUCAUACACUGACCUCAUACUUGCCCAGGACUUGUUAAAGUUGCGGUAUUUAACGUAUCUGCCAAUACCAGGAUGAGCAACAACAGUAACAAUCAAACAACUACCCACUUUCCCUGGACUAGCCAAGGAGUGGGGCUUUAAGACUCCUGUUGGGACACAGUUGGUCUGCAGUCGACCCAGGAUGGUCUACUCAACACAGCUGACUGCUUCCGUGCUGCUAUCAGAAGAUGUCUUUUAUCUUUCGUGAAUGAUUGGAACUUUUAAAUCUCACCUCGCCUCCCUUUUCCUUUCCCCUCUGCACCUGUUUUUUCCUCAUUUGGUCCCAGACAAAGACGACUUAUAAAUAUAUUUAGUGUUUUGCCAGAA